AUGGCUUCGCCUCACAUACUUGUGUUCCCAUUCAUGGCGAAAGGCCACACUUUCCCUAUGCUCCAGUUGGCCCGCCUCCUCCUCCGUCAUGGCGCUGCUGUCACCCUUAUCACCACCCCCUGGAACCGCCCCUUAAUCAGCAGCUGCCUCUCCGACACUACCAUCUCCGUCAUAGACAUUCCCUUCCCUCAAAAUCUGCAGUCCAUACCCCCUGAUGUCGAGAGCACGGACAAACUCCCGGACAUAUCCCUUUGGCCGGACCUCCUCGCUGCCACGAAACUCAUGCAGCCUCACUUCGAACAGCAUCCCCAGGCUUGCUUGUUAUACCAUUGGCAUUUUCCCGUCGUGUCUGGCACGCUUGCUCGAACGAGAAGAAGGGCCGCUUUGUUCGGGACUCAAGUGGAGAUAUUGCAGGCCCAGUUCCGGGAGAUCCAGAUUGGGUUGGAGAAAUCAGGGGUGAACUUCUUGUGGCUCGUGAGGAAGAAUGAGCUCGACGAAGGGUUUGAAGAGAGAGUGAAAAGCAGGGGUACACUGGUGAAAGAAUGGGUUGAUCAGAGAGAAAUCCUGGAGCACGAGACUGUCCGAGGGUUCCUGUGCCAUUGCGGUUGGAACUCUGUUAUGGAGAGCUUAUGCGCGAAGGUUCCGAUAUUGGCGUGGCCGAUGAUGUGGGAGCAGCCGGUCAACGCCAGGAUGGUGGUGGACGGGGCGGGGGGGGGGGGGGAAGGUAGCGCCGGCGAGGAGGUGAGGAAGAAAGCGGAGGAGGUCGGCGGCGCUGCUGUGAAAGCGGUGGAAGAAGGCGGGUCGUCGUGGGAGGCGUUGGAUCAGCUCAUCAAUGAGCUGAAUUCGUUCUGAUAAACGCCUUUUUGGAUAAAAUGUUCAUUGUUAUUAUAUCGCAU
Messenger RNA from Sesamum indicum (sesame), 896 nucleotides. The record is from RefSeq and is a predicted model, not a curated record. NCBI's taxonomy places the organism in Eukaryota, Viridiplantae, Streptophyta, Magnoliopsida, Lamiales, Pedaliaceae.